This is a messenger RNA of Acaulospora colombiana, 1862 nucleotides long. Lineage: Eukaryota; Fungi; Glomeromycota; Glomeromycetes; Diversisporales; Acaulosporaceae. The record is from the annotation of a GenBank genome assembly.
AUGUCUAACGUCUAUGAAGCAAUCAAAAGCCUUAAUUUCACAAUAGAGGAAAGAACUGCUCUACGCACCUUCUUCAUUAACAAUCCAGAAAAAAAAGCUGAAACGGAACUCAUCCUUCCUACCUGUAAUGAUGAAGAGGUAGUUGCUUUAUUGAAAGGUCUCCUAAAGCCUGGGUUGCCAUAUGUGAAACCAAAACCUUUGCUUUACACUUCUGGUGCUAAUUGGGAAUAUCAACCUGACCCAUCUUUGAAGCUGAUUUUGCGAAGGGAGCUUAAAAAUCAUUAUGAGAAUUUUAUUUUAGGGCGUUUUGACAAAUUGAAUCUUCCGCUAUAUCUCUUCCUUUCUGGAGCUGGUACCGGAAAAUCUCGAAACGCUAAUGAAUUCCACCAGACGGCAAUCACAUGUUUGUCAGCUCAAGAAGAUGAGGAGCUGUUGACUAGGAUUAAAGAAGCUUGGGUAUUCCAUGUCACCUAUGAGAAUGGCUUUGACUUACGAGAAGAUGAAUCUCGCCCUUAUCAUGCCAUUGGUACCCGUAUGCUAUUUCAACUUCUCAGAGAGAAAAUGACGCUUAAUAAAAUUAUCGAGACAUACGAGCCACCAGAUCCGUUGGAUGUUGUGACGUUGAUUGCCAAACAUUAUAACCGAAACUUGAAAGACAUUACAGUCAUUUUGGUUGUUGACGGCAUGCAACAACUUAUGCAGAACAAAGAUGAUGGUUUAAAGUUAGAUUCUCGGUUUUACAUGACUAUGACAUCUGUCGCUGAUCUUGCAUUUAGUGGCAUUUUCGUGAUAUCCGUUUGCACCUCAACUAUCACUGGGCCGAUUGAUGGUAUGUUGAAAUAUUCAAGGCGGAAACGUGUAUGCCUACCGGUCACCUCUCUACAGCCCCCAAGCUAUCGAAAAGGAGAUAGUUUGGUCCCAGUCUUUAAAAAUGAUGAGAUUUCUAAUAUUCUCGUGGAAGACUGUGGAGGGCAUGGAAGGGCUCUAGAAGUUCUGAAUGAAUGCUUGGCUGGUCAUAGCAUUGAAGAAUGCAACGUCAAUACUUUGAUGAACGAUCUGCGCCAUAACCUUACUGAAAGAUACGGUGAUGAUAUUUUUGGUUCUGUUGAAGAUGCUAGGCCAAUCGCACGAGCAAUAUUGACUCGACGUCUCUUAGAUAGAUAUAAACCUAUUCCCAAAACUAACAAAACACCAGACGAAUUUGUUGGAAGUGGAUUGAUUCGAUUCGAACCAUUAAAAAGUAGUAGGCAAAGGGGAUUUAUCACUGCACCAUACAUCUGGCUUUGGAUAUUUGUGGAGAUUUCUCGUGAAGGAGGGGAUCCAUUACUUCGAGAUUGGGAAUUUGAUGAUUAUGGGGAGCAAAGAGCACUUCUGAAUCCAAUAACAUCAUUGCAACCUAAGUCAUGGCAGAGUUUUGAAAGAUUUGUUGCGUCAUUUCGUUGUAUAAAGUCAGCCGUAAUUGAAGAGGAUGAACUAAUAAACAUCUCAGAGGUUCACGGAGGAGCACGUUUGAAUGGUGAUAUCGAAUUUAAAAACCACAAUCUACGACUUGAAAUUGCAAAACACCAUACAGACACAAAAUCUAAAAAUCUCACUGCAAACGUUGAAUGCUAUAAUUCCACCGUUGAUGUCCGACAGUUCAAACAUUGUAUCAUUAAUGCCCCAUCUUCACCAUAUGGAGAUUCAUUCCUUUCAUUAGAUCAACCGGGUACCGAGAGUCCGAAUGAAGUCCACCAAUUUAAAUUACGAAAAAAAGCGGUCAGUAAAAAGGAGUACCAAGAGGAACGUGAAAAAUCAGCAUCGGAAAAUGAUUUUUUCAUCCUCUUUACAACUGCAAAUUGCAACAUUGAAAUUCCGAAAAG